UUUCAGACUCAGACCUUGUAGUUGUAUCUCUCUCUCCCACUCAUACCUCGUCACAGUGACAGUGCCAACUCUCUCUCUCUCUCUCUACGUGUUGAAAGCUUAGCUCAGUGAUGAAGGACCAACUUCAAGAAUCACUCUUUCAAAUUCAAUCUUAAUGAAGCACAGAUCUUUAGCCAUCCAUCUUACUUCUUUCUUGUGGUGAAUUCAAAAAACUACUGUUCGAUCUUGAAGGCUUUUCUUUUGGUUGAAUUUCGAGUGGCAAUUAUUCCUAAAAGGGGAUAGUGUAAGGUCUCUCUAGUGAUAUGAUAGUUCAGGAAAAUAAUGGAGGAAAGCAUCAAUACAGGGGAAUUUCAGGCUAAUUUGGCUAAACCCUCUUCAUUGAGGUUAGGUGGAAGUUUUAAAUCAACAUUGUCUGGAAGAUCUCCGAGAAAUUCCCCUUCAUUUCGGCGACUGAAUUCCGGCCGAACGCCAAGAAAAGAGGGAAGGAGCAGUGUAGGUGGUGCACUGUGGUUUCGGAGCAAUAGAUUACUUUUGUGGUUGCUUCUAAUUACCCUCUGGGCUUAUCUUGGAUUCUUUGUUCAGUCUAGGUGGGCUCAUAGUGAUAAGAAGGAGGAAUUUUCUGGCUUUGGAACCGGGCCAAGGAACACCAACUCUGAUGCUGAACAGAGUCAGCGCCGUGAUUUGAUUGCUGGUGAUAAUUCCUUAUCUGCUGAUAAUGAAACUGUUGCAAACAUAGCAGGGUUUAGUAAAACUAUGAAUGUAGCUUUGGCCAAGAAAGAUAAUGAUGUUCCAUCUCGUCGUAAAACAAGCUCAAAGAAGAGAAGCAAGAGCAGACGUGCUUUGAAAGGUAAAUCACGUGGCAGGCUGAAACCAAUUACAGUAGUUAAGAACAGUGAUAUAGAGGAGCAGGAGCCAGAAAUUCCUACAACCAAUAGUACAUAUGGAUUGCUUGUUGGUCCAUUUGGCUCAGUGGAGGAUAGGAUACUGGAAUGGAGUCCUGAAAAGCGUUCUGGGACAUGUAACAGGAAGGGGGACUUUGCACGUCUGGUUUGGUCCAGAAGAUUUAUCUUGAUAUUCCACGAGCUUUCCAUGACUGGAGCUCCACUUUCAAUGAUGGAGUUGGCAACUGAGCUUUUGAGCUGUGGGGCUACUGUUUCAGCUGUUGUGCUUAGCAAGAAGGGUGGUUUGAUGUCAGAGCUUUCUAGGAGACGAAUAAAGGUGCUUGAUGAUAAAGCAGAUCUCAGCUUCAAAACUGCAAUGAAGGCUGAUAUUGUCAUUGCUGGUUCAGCUGUCUGUGCAUCAUGGAUUGAACAAUAUAUUGAACAUUUUCCAGCUGGUGCAAGCCAAGUUGCUUGGUGGAUAAUGGAAAAUCGACGCGAGUACUUUGAUCGUUCAAAGGAUGUCUUGCACAGAGUAAAGAUGUUGGUUUUUCUUUCUGAAUCACAGUCUAAGCAAUGGCAAAAAUGGUGUGAAGAGGAAAGCAUAAAACUGAGAUCCCAACCUGAAAUUGUUCCAUUGUCUGUUAAUGAUGAACUGGCGUUUGUUGCUGGUAUUCCUUCAACACUUAACACACCAUCCUUUAGUACUGAGAAAAUGGUUGAGAAAAGACAGUUAUUGCGAGAAUCAGUCCGAAAAGAAAUGGGCAUAACUGAUAUUGAUAUGCUUGUGAUAUCUCUUAGUAGCAUCAACCCUGGGAAGGGCCAGCUAUUGCUUCUUGAAUCGGCAAUCUCAGUACUUGAACAAGGACAGUUUCAAGAAGAUAAGAAAAUGAAAAAAGUAUCAAAUAUAAAGGAAGGCCUAUCUACCCUGGCCAAAAGACAUCGUAUUAGAAAAUUGUUGCCGUCGCUGAAGAAUGGCAAAGUAGCUUCGAAUAAUAUCUCGAGCAAUUCUUUAAGCAGGAAACAAGUGUCGCCUAAUGACAAAGGAACAAUGCAACAAUCUCUCAAACUACUCAUUGGUUCUGUUGGAUCAAAGAGUAACAAGGUGGAUUAUGUUAAAAGCCUUCUAAGUUUCUUAGAACAGCAUCCAAACACCUCGAAAUCAAUUUUGUGGACUCCAGCCACAACACGGGUUGCCUCACUUUACUCUGCUGCAGAUGUUUAUGUUAUAAACUCUCAGGGACUUGGAGAAACAUUUGGAAGGGUGACUAUAGAAGCGAUGGCGUUUGGUCUUCCGGUCCUCGGAACUGAUGGUGGGGGAACAAAGGAGAUUGUUGAGCACAAUGUUACAGGUCUUCUUCAUCCUACCGGGCAUCCAGGGAACCAAGUUCUUGAGCAGAAUAUGCGGUUUUUACUCAAAAACCAGUUGGCAAGGAAGCAAAUGGGAGUGGAAGGAAGAAAGAAGGUGCAGAGGAUGUAUUUGAAGCAACACAUGUAUAAGAAAUUUGUAGAGGUUAUUGUUAGGUGCAUGAGAAGCAAAUAAGUGCCUACUUGCAAUGCAAUGCUCCCAUUCUUUUAUUCCAUUGCACUACUGUUAGUUUCUUUGUACUGCUACUGAGGCCAAUUUAUGACAAAGUUUACCAGCUC
This is a messenger RNA of Cajanus cajan (pigeon pea), 2525 nucleotides long. RefSeq names its product UDP-Glycosyltransferase superfamily protein. The record is from RefSeq and is a predicted model, not a curated record. NCBI's taxonomy places the organism in Eukaryota, Viridiplantae, Streptophyta, Magnoliopsida, Fabales, Fabaceae. Gene Ontology annotation, molecular function: glycosyltransferase activity.